Bicyclus anynana (squinting bush brown) is the source of this 3829-nucleotide messenger RNA. Its product is annotated as solute carrier family 2, facilitated glucose transporter member 1. The record is from RefSeq and is a predicted model, not a curated record. The coding region runs from base 265 to 1686 and encodes 473 amino acids. Gene Ontology annotation, biological process: monosaccharide transmembrane transport. Gene Ontology annotation, molecular function: hexose transmembrane transporter activity. Gene Ontology annotation, cellular component: membrane. The transcript is spliced from 12 exons. NCBI's taxonomy places the organism in Eukaryota, Metazoa, Arthropoda, Insecta, Lepidoptera, Nymphalidae.
CGUCUUAUUACAAUCGUUCAGCGGUGAAACGACCGCGCGGCACGUUCUAUUUCCGCGCGUCCGAAUCGCGUCAUUUGAAAUUCGAAUUUCGAAUCGUUUCCAACGCGCAUCGCCAGUUGCGCUUGAAAAAAUAAAUACCUAACAACAUGACAUAAACUUUUUUUUUAAUAUUUUUUUUUCAAAGUGCAGUGCUGCGUUUAAAAAUAAAACUUUUCCGCGAGUGGAUUUUAUAUUGUUUCUUUGUUUGGAUUAAAAACAGACAGGAUGGCGGGAAUGAAUCUCCGUUUGGCGUUCGCCAUCAUAUCGGGCGGGUGUUGGUCGGCCUUCCAGCACGGCUACAACACUGGAGUGAUCAACGCGCCGCAAGCUGUAAUGUCAGAAUGGUUGCACAAGGAAGCACUAAGUGGAACCAACUUGACCAUCUCCGCCAAAGACGACCCGAAAGUGACCACCGUGUGGUCAAUCGUGGUCGCUAUCUACUGCGUGGGCGGCAUGAUAGGCGGCGUCAUCACCGGCGCCAUCGCUGACAGGUUUGGCAGAAAAGGCGGUCUCCUUCUGAACAACUUGCUGGUAUUCAUAUCCGUAGCGCUGCAAGCUUGCUCCAAGAUGGCCAACUCGGCUGAAAUGCUCAUUGUUGGAAGGUUGGUGAUUGGUGUUAACAACGGUUUGAACGCGGGCUUAGCACCGCUGUAUCUGUCAGAAAUAGCGCCAGUUUCUAUACGAGGAUCAAUCGGCACAGUUUACCAACUAGUCAUAACUAUAACGAUCCUGCUGUCCCAAGUCCUGGGGCUGGAGUCCAUCCUGGGCACCACCGUGGGCUGGCCGUGGCUCCUGGCUAUCACCACCAUCCCCGCACUUCUCCAGUGCUGCACCCUACCCCUGUGUCCAGAGUCACCCAAGUACCUUCUGCUGAAUAGAGGGGCGGAGCUUCAUGCACAAAGGGCACUCAAUUGGCUAAGAGGCGAUGUGGCAGUACACGGAGAAAUGGAAGAAAUGCAUCAGGAAGCGGAGAAGAACAAAGUGAGCAAGAAGGUGACUCUCCGAGAGCUGUUCAGUAACCGCUCGCUGCGCCAGCCGCUGCUCAUAGCCAUAGUCGUGAUGGUCGCGCAGCAGCUGUCAGGGAUCAACGCCGUCAUCUUCUUCUCCACCGACAUCUUUAGCUCCGCCGGCUUGAGCGAGAGCCAGAGCCAGUAUGCUACCCUGGGCAUGGGUGCAAUGAACGUGGUGAUGACGGUGGUCUCCUUGCUCCUGGUGGAGAAGGCUGGAAGGAAGACCCUACUGCUGACCGGCUUCAGUGGCAUGAUCGUCUGCUCCGUUGGACUGUGCGUUGCCAAUUCGUAUGUGACUAAAUACGUGUGGGUGUCGUACUUGUGUAUUGCGCUGGUGAUACUUUUCGUAGUGAUGUUCGCGGUGGGCCCGGGUUCGAUUCCCUGGUUCCUGGUCACAGAGUUGUUCAACCAAGCGUCGCGACCGGCGGCCUCGUCUGUGGCUGUCACUGUCAACUGGACUGCGAACUUUAUUGUCGGCCUCAGCUUCCUACCGUUAACUCAUCUCCUAGGAUCGAAUACGUUCAUAAUAUUCGCCGUGUUCCAAUUCUUGUUCAUCUUGUUCAUCGCGUUCAAAGUUCCGGAAACGAAGAACAAAACAAUCGAAGAAAUCACCGCCAUGUUUAGGCAGCAGAUGUAGACCAUAGAGUUUAUAGUGUCUCUCAGACCAAUUAUAGAAGGACCUGUUUCGCACUCAUAGUCACGAACAAAAUUGUCUGUCAUUUUCUGAGGAAAACGAGCUUAGAUUUUGUAUAUAUCUUAUACUAAACUAAAAGUUUUUGACCGUUUUUUACACAACUCAAUUACAUAAAAAGUAAUUUUUAAGUAGUAAAGUAUUUUUACGGAGCUCUUUAACCGACGAACACGAUUACAACUAUUUAACAUCGAUUCUACAGACACAGUUUUUAUAAUCGCAUUAGAUCAUUGAUCAUAUACUUUGACAGAAAAGUAACGUCUAGCGAGACAGGUCCUAUACAAUAAUUGGUCUGAGUAGUGUCUAUAUUAUAUCCUCUAAGGUGUACAGGCAAAGGUUGGUAGCUAUACAGCCUAUACAUAUUGACAUAUAUAAUAAAGUAUAAAAUACACGGCCUGUAGCUGUAAGUUGAACUAUGCUCAGUAACAUAUUUUUAUAUUUUUAACUAUCGUGAGUGUUCUUCAUAAAUUAUUAUGAAAUACAGCUAAAACUUUCAAACCCAUACGGGGUCUUUAGUCACGAGCUGGUCUUGCAACGCCGCACGAUCCAAACUUCGCCGUAUCUCGUGAGUUUAAUUCGUGUUUUGUAAUAAAUUUACAUAUUUUAUUGUUAGCGCCGUUACAUAUACAUUAUUUGACAUCUUAAAUUAAUUGAAAAAUAUACAGAAAAUUAUUUGUAAUUUAUACUCAACAACAACGUCGUCGUCAUCAACCCAUAUUUGGCUCACUGCUGAGCUCGAGUCUCCUCUCAGAAUGAGAGGGGUUAGGCCAAUAGUCCACCACGCUGGCCCAAUGCGGAUUGGCAGACUUCGCACACGCAGAGAAUUUAGAUAAUUCUCAGGUAUGCAGGUUUCCUCACGAUGAUUUCCUUCACCGUUUGAGACACGUGAUAUUUAAUUUCUUAAAAUGCACACAACAGAAAAGUUUGAGGUGCAUGCACCGGACCGGAUUCGAAUCCACACCCUCCGGAAUCGGAGGCACGGCUCAACAACAUAGUUGUGGUCAAUAACGAAUGUUAUAUAUACAAGUAAUACCUCAAUAUCGUCUAAAAUAUCGAGUUGUGUGUUCAGGAAGUAUGAAAACCACAUAUACCUACAUAAAUAUAUAAUGAAAUUAAAGACCAAAUUUUGCAUGUGUGUGCUCAGUGUUGUAGCUUAUUAUUCGGAUCAAUUUUUGCAGUGAUUUUGUAGGAACCGAUCCAUAGUAUAAAAUUAUCAUUGCUUACAGGUACAUCAAUACAUAAUUUACUUUUGGUCCAUCGAUAUUAUCAAAAAAAUAGACGCCCUCAGAGGAUACAAAAAAAAAUUGCUUCAAUUAAAAAAUGAGGUUCUUUAAAUGCCUAGAUAUAUAGUGAUUUUUUAAAUAAGCUUAUUUUUAAGUGCACGUUAUUUAUUAUUACUUUAAAUAGCUUGGUAGGAAUUUUAUACAAAUUAAACUUUCAUCCAUAUUUUCCAAUAAUCAAAAAUAAUAGAACUGUCAGGAACAGCCUGCACUUUACCGAAGGUUUUUUAACCACGGCUCUUAGACCAUUAAUAAGAAUUUUUAAUGGUUAAUUUUUAAUUAUUAAUGGUCUAAGACCACGGCUAUUUGAAUUGGGCUCUUUUUGGUUUAUACUUUUUCGGUAAACUUUAAUUAUUUUUAACCGUAGACAGAGAAAUAAAUAGACGACUGAUAGACCUGCCGUCGAAAAUCUAUUAUCAAGAGAUAUUAGAUUGAAUCAAUGGAACCAGUCUCGUUUAUUUAGUGAUUCUUUUUUUCUCAUGAAGCUUUUUGACACUAUUCGUCUAUUUCUUUCUUUGUCUACGUUUUUAUCUUUCGGCUAAAGCACGGCCGAUCAGGGUUGCGUUUCUGACAGGUCGUUAUGAUUAUGACAGGAUGGAUUAAUAAUUUUGACAAGUAUUUUGUAUUUCCUCGCAUUUUGGAAGUAAAGAAUUGUGGCUCAAAAUGGCUGAAUGUCUCAUGUAAAUUAUUUAAUGCAAUUAAUCUUAACUAUCAGUGAUUGUAUAACUUUAGUAUCUAAGAGUAAGGAUAAGAAUAGUUUGGUAAAAUAAAACAUUUUAUUUUUAAUAAAACUUUUUAUUUAAAUUAUA